AUGUGUAGUGAACGAGGAUGUGGUGUAUACAUCCACACAAGUGUUACUGAUGAACUUUUAUCUAUUAGUGGUGAUCAUAAUCAUUCAGCAAAUCCAGACCAAAUAGAAGUUAAACUUCUUCGAGACAAAAUGAAAGAACGAAUAUUAGCUGAAACAACGUCCAUUACAAAAAUAUACGAUGAAGAAAUCGCGAAGGCGAAUCUUUCAAAAUCAGCAACAGCAAUUAUUCCAACUGUUGUGGAAUAUCGAUCCAAUAUGAGUAAAGCACGACGAAAAAAUACACCUGUAAUACCAUCAUCUGUCAUGUUCGAUAUUCCAGAAUUAUACCAACAAACACUUGCAGGCAAACAAUUCUUGCCCAUAGAUGUGUUUUUAAAACGUGGUAAAGAUCGAAUUUUGGUUUUUUCAAGUGACCAGCAGUUAAAAAUUUUAUUUGAAAGUGAUACAAUUUUUAUGGAUGGUACAUUUGAUAUAGUACCAGCUCAUUUUAAACAAGUUUACUUAAUUCAUGCUCAUAAAUUUGGUCAAGGAUUACCAGUUACAUUUUGUCUUCUGCCAAAUAAACGUGGAAAAACAUAUACCGAAUUAUUUGAAAGAUUAAAAGAACAAGCAUGUCUUAUGGGUACACAGUUCAAUCCAAAAUGCAUUAUUACAGAUUAUGAACCCGGUUUAAUGCCUGUUGUGGAACAAGAAUUCCCUGUAGCUAUCCAUUCUGGAUGUAUGUUUCAUUUUAAUCAAGCCAUUCAUCGAAAAAUUACAGAGUUAGGCUUGGCAAAUGAUUAUUUACAUAAUGAAACCAUUCGAGAUCAAUGUCGUCAACUUAUGGCAUUAAGUAUUAUGCCUAUUGAUGGAGUUGAACGUCAAUUUCAACGUGUACAAUCUAUUACAUCGUCAUCAUUAGGUGAUUUAUUAUUGUAUUUUAAAAAUCAAUGGGUGCAUGGUGUUGUUCCAAUUCAUAUGUGGAAUUUUCAUGAUGCCAACCAUCGAACAAAUAAUACUUCAGAAGCUUAUAAUCUUCGAUUUGCAACUCGAUUAUCAAAAAAACAUCCUAAUAUUUGGAGCUUUAUACAAUUAAUUCAAAGUGAACAUGUUCGUUUUGAACAUAUUUCAAUUCAACUUGAUGCUGGUGCAUCUGCACCGAAACAAUCGACAAAAACAAAAUCAUAUAUCACAGGAAGAGAUUAA
Rotaria sordida is the source of this 1185-nucleotide messenger RNA. The record is from the annotation of a GenBank genome assembly. Lineage: Eukaryota; Metazoa; Rotifera; Eurotatoria; Philodinida; Philodinidae.